This is a messenger RNA of Nicotiana tabacum (common tobacco), 1222 nucleotides long. RefSeq lists its product as uncharacterized. The record is from RefSeq and is a predicted model, not a curated record. Lineage: Eukaryota; Viridiplantae; Streptophyta; Magnoliopsida; Solanales; Solanaceae.
CAACAUCACUUUUAAGUCAGUGAUUCACGUGCUCUGUGCACAUAGGACCGAGGGCAAGAACACACAUAAGAUACCCUUUUGUUCUUUCUCAAAAACUGAUAAUCAAAUUUUGUUUUGUUGUUUUUGGAAUCAGAAGCGAAAGAUCCAGAAUGGGAAGCAGAAAUAGAGGUGAUGUAAAUUACAGAAAUCCAUGUUUGACAAUGCAUCAGCCAUGGGCUUCAUUGCUUGUUUAUGGUAUUAAACGGAUUGAAGGAAGAUCUUGGUCUGCCCCUAUUAGAGGUCGACUUUGGAUUCAUGCUGCUAGUAAGAUCCCAGAACCAGAGACUAUAAAAGCAAUGGAGGACUUCUACAGGGAAAUCUAUGCAGUGAAUGGCGUAACAGAUCUCAAGUUUCCGGAGCAUUAUCCAGUCUCAAGACUUCUAGGUUGUGUUGAAGUAGUUGGGUGUGUCACAUGUGAAGAGCUAGUCAGCUGGGAUCAAAUUCCAGAAGGGGUGAGGCUAGAAGGGCAAACAAAGUUUUGCUGGCUUUGUGAGCAACCACAGAAACUUAUCGUACCAUUUGAGAUGCGAGGGUUCCAAGGCGUUUAUAACUUGGAAAGAAAGAUAUAUGAAGCUGCAAUCCGAGGUAUUUCUCCCAUUGCGCCCCCACUCCCAGUGAAAUUUCCCCUUCCAAAUCCACGGGAUCCUUUCUCUUUGAAACCAGGAUCACUUGCUUCUUUCCUUAAUAGCUCCAGUACAUCCGAGGUAAAUCGAUCUGAAAAUCUUGCUGCUGCAAUAGCUGGUGCUCGAGCGGCUGCCACACAGUUUUCUAAAAACAGUAGUUCGCAGUCCAGUACAGUCGAGGUAGGAGAUGAACAUAUUUCCUCAAAUACAAGGAACAAAUCUAGAAGGAUUCAACGAUAAUCUAGUUGCUAGCUUUGUUUCAGAAGCUUGGUUAUCUAAUUUCAUCGUAAGGUAGCGGCUAAGAUAUCUACUGAAUAUUUGAUGAAUUAUUACUCUUUUUGGAAGUCUAGUUAUUUAGUCAGGGGAUGUUGUUGCGAUUUUCACUUCUUUUUGAAUUUAUGAUGUGUAGACUGCUAGUCAAAAUGCUCGUUUGUAUCAUAUUCUUUUCGCGUAAACUGCUAGCCAAAACGCUCGUGUACCAUACGCGUUUUCUGUUUAUGAUCUCUUGUAAUUAGGAGUAUCAUGUACAAUUAUGAGAUUAUGUAAAUGUAAUUUAGAGA